Molecule: messenger RNA, 1062 nt
Organism: Penicilliopsis zonata CBS 506.65
Lineage: Eukaryota; Fungi; Ascomycota; Eurotiomycetes; Eurotiales; Aspergillaceae
Exons: 3
Coding region: 116-991 (291 amino acids)
Cellular component (GO): catalytic step 2 spliceosome; post-mRNA release spliceosomal complex; Prp19 complex
Source: RefSeq, a predicted model, not a curated record
GUAAAUUACCAACAGGAAACCUCAUAUCUAAGAACAGAAUACUCUUCCAGUUUUGAUCGCUCACAUUGUUUUACAAAAUUCACUCUUUCAUUUAAUUUACUCGCACCCAGGGAUCAUGUCUCCGAAGGAUACGACCCGGGAAGACGCCGCGGUCGCGGCCGCCGACAAGGAACAUACCAACCGCCACUCUGCUAAUGCUCUAGAGUCCGCGGCGGAUGGUGAAACGGCAGCAGAGACCGGGGAGAAUGAUGCUGUUGCUAGCGCUCGACAACGGCUGGAAAGGUUCAAAGCUCUGCAAGCACGGGCGAAAACGGCAGCAGAGCGUAAUCUGAAAGAAACAGCGGCAGAAAGCCAGCGUCUCGCUACGGACCCAUCCUUGAUGUCCUCGUUGUCCAGGAAACACGCGUUUGCAUCUCACAAUCUGCUCAAAGCUGACACGGAGGCCGCCGGGGAGGAUUUCGAGCGCAAGCGUGCUUGGGACUGGACAGUCGAAGAAUCAGAGAAGUGGGAUAGACGCAUGGAGAAGAAACAGCGCCAUCGGGACGACGUGGCCUUCCAGGAUUACACGCAGGACGCGCGGAAGGUGUACAAGCGCCAAAUGCGUGAAAUACAGCCGAAUCUCGAAGCCUACGAGAAGGACAAGAUGGCCGCGAUCGAGAAGGCGGCAGCUAACGGGGAUCUGGAGAUUGUCGAGACAAACGAUGGAGAGAUGAUCGCCGUGGACAAGAGCGGCACUUUCUAUUCUACUGCCGAUACUAUCGGGUUUACUGACAAUAAGCCUGACCGGGCUGCCGUCGAUAGGCUGGUCGCGGAUCUGAGGAAGGCAGAGGAGGUCCGACUGAAGAAGCGGAAGGACCGGCGCGGCGAGGAGGACGCCGAUGUCACUUAUAUCAACGAGAAAAACAAGCAAUUCAACCAGAAGCUUGCUCGGUUCUAUAACAAGUAUACAACGGAGAUUCGUGACAGCUUUGAACGCGGCACCAUGAUCUGAAAUGGGAAUGGAGAACGACCUAUUGUACAAUACCUAAACUUUCUGUUACAUUUUCACAAAUGUGCCAACAG